UUAAUAAGCUAUAGCAAAUCGCAGACGUUUGUAAUCAGACACAGAAAUCAAAAUGUUUAAAAAGUACAGUCUUGGUGUUGCCGAUUAUGUUAUUAUUUCUUUGACACUUUUGUUAUCGAUUGGGAUAGGGUUAUGUGCAAGGUAUUUCAAAGGUCAACAGAAAAUACCGUCGGAUUAUUUGCUGGCAGGAAAAAAUAUGCCAAAAUUUCCUGUCAUUUUUUCUAUCAUUGUUACUCUUACAUCUACGUCUUCGUUUCUUUCAUCACCAGCUGAAGUUUACAAAUAUGGCAUCGCUAUUUCCAUUGCUAAUUUUAUGAUGCCCAUAGGAAUGUUUAUAUCAUCAAGCGUUAUUAUACCAGUGUAUUUCCAAUGCGAAGUCUCAAGCAUAACUGAGUACCUUGAAAUGCGGUAUGGACGAAUCAUUAGAUAUCUGGCGUCUGUUAUGUUUCUUCUGCAGAUGGUAUUCUACAUGUCCAUUUCUCUUUAUGGAGCAGUUUUGGCAUUGAGUGCUGUUACAGACUUGUCUUUUGAACUGUCCAUUGUGUCCUUGGGAACUGUUUGUGCUUUUUAUUGUUCCUUGGGAGGACUUAAAGCUGUUUUGUGGACAGAUGUUUUUCAAGCUAUUUUAAUGACAACUUGUUUGCUAGCUAUAUACAUAGCAGGCAUCUCUGAUGCAGGUGGUAUUUCCGAUCUCUUUCGAAAGGUUUCGAAUGGCAAAAGACUAAACUUUUUCGAACUCAUGCCAGAUGUAACCAGACGGUAUGGAUUUUGGGCUUGCGCAACUCAAGGAAUUAUGGUGGGAAUGGCUUUCUUUGGAACAAAUCAAGUUGAAGUACAAAGAUUACUGAGUCUCAGUGACAUAAAACGAGCAAAAUCAACUCUCCGAAUGAGUAGUUUACCAAUGUGUCUCAUGUACUCUGCAUGCUGUUACAUUGGAGUGGUGUUAUAUGGUGUUUACUAUAACUGUGACCCAAUCUUAGACAAAGAGAGAACAGGAUUGAGAAAAUAUGAUCAAAUUGUCCCUGCUUACAUUGUUACAAGAUUUAGCUCUUAUCCAGGACUGACAGGUCUAUGCAUAGCUGGUAUCUUCAGUGCUUCCAUGAGUACUAUUUCCUCGUGUCUAAACUCAGCCUCAACUGUUACAGUCAUUGAUUAUUUAAUACCAAUCUUCAGAAAGGGCAACAUUUCUGAUUUGAAAAUCAUCCUACUCGCAAAAAUUGUGUCUGCUAUCUAUGGCGGUGUUUGCAUAGGUCUGAGCUUUGCCUUUCGACACGCAGACAGUAUUCACCAUUUGAAUCAAGUAUUUGUUGCUUUACCUCAGGGUAUUAUUUGUGCUGUUUUUCUGUUUGGAAUGCUGACAAGAAAAGCUGGUGAUAAAUGUAUAUCUUUUGCUGUAGUAGUGACUUAUGUAAUAAUGGCCUGGAUUGCGCUAAGCUCUCUUUAUGCAGGAUAUGUUCAACCUCUAUUACCUCUGAGCAAUAGUAUGUGUCCUUCAUCACAAAAUCAAACAAUGUCUGACAGUAUUUUUAAUAUAUCCUCAUCAACAUUACCAUCACCAAUUACGGAAAAGAAUCACUUCGUACUGUACAAAAUGACAUUUAUGUGGUAUUCUUUCAUUGGAUUCUUUCUGACAUUUUUACUCACAGCUUUUGCUGCUUUAAUAACGGGAUGGAAAAAGAAUGCAAUACCUGCAGAUUCUAAGUGUUUGAGUCCUGUUACAAAAUUUUGGAUGAAGAAAAACCAAGUAUUUGUUCAACAAAUCAAAUAGAAAUAUUCGAUACAGAGUACAGAGACACAAGUAGAAUUUUCUUCAUUAGAAGUUGCAUACACACAACUGUGUACUCCAAAAUGUUCUA
This is a messenger RNA of Parasteatoda tepidariorum (common house spider), 1856 nucleotides long. RefSeq names its product putative sodium-dependent multivitamin transporter. NCBI's taxonomy places the organism in Eukaryota, Metazoa, Arthropoda, Arachnida, Araneae, Theridiidae. Gene Ontology annotation, cellular component: membrane. The record is from RefSeq and is a predicted model, not a curated record. Gene Ontology annotation, molecular function: symporter activity. Gene Ontology annotation, biological process: sodium ion transport; transmembrane transport.